Phascolarctos cinereus (koala) is the source of this 669-nucleotide messenger RNA. RefSeq lists its product as uncharacterized. The record is from RefSeq and is a predicted model, not a curated record. Lineage: Eukaryota; Metazoa; Chordata; Mammalia; Diprotodontia; Phascolarctidae.
AUGUUCCCUGAGGGAGGGGGCUGGGCGGCUCGAGCUCCUGGGUCCAGCCUCUGGCUGCGGUGCGUGCGGCCGUCUCUGUCGCCAUCCACAGGCUCGGCCGACGCUCGGCUCCCGCUGCCUGAAAAGCCCUUGGGCCCCAGCGGCGGCCAAGAAGGCGGAGGGAGGGCCAUCUGGAGCCGGGUCCGAGCAUCCUCCCUCCUCCUCCGGCGGAGCCGCGCGGAGGGGCGGGCACAGGGAGGAGGGAGGAGCGCCGGAGCCCGCCCCCGCCCCCUCGGCCCGGUGUUGCUGCUGCUCCCGGCCCCUCCGCCGCCGCCGCCGCUCUCGGCUCCUCGGCUCCUCGGCUCCUCGGCUCCCCGGCUCCCCGCUCCUCCGCGCCACAGCCAGGGAAGCUCCGCUAGACCCCCGGGGCUCCGGCCCCCCGCCCCAGCUCCCCGGCACCUCCGCAGUGAGGGGCCGCCCUCCAGCUGCCAACUUCUCUUCCUGCCCCUCGAUAGCCAAGUGGCGGCCGAGUCUCUACGGUCCCCCCCGCCGCCCCCAGGCCCGCUGCUUCUGCACACCACCCCCCAUCCUCCCUCCCCGCGCAGCUCGGUAACCCCGCUCCGCGGCCAUCCUCCCUCUUCUUCCGGGCCCCUUUCCUCUCCCUGAACCGGGGACUGGAGAGCCGCUUGU